AUGAAGUUCUGUGGUUGUUUAACUGUUGAAAAAGAAUCACGAGAUGAAAAUUCAAAAAAGAAAUAUGUUAAACGAUAUUUUCUUAAACGUGAUUUAUCGUCGAAUAAUAAUAAUGGUUCGACAAUGAGUAUCAAAUCACAAAAAGAAAGAACUAAAUCAAAUACAAAGACGGAAAUCGUAUCAAAUAUAAAAAAACAUACUUCAACAAAUCAAUCAUCAUUAGAAUCGAUUGAUAAAGUUGUUCGCUCUGAUAAUCGUCACGAUACAUCUAAACGACGAUCAGUUACAUUUGCUAAUGAUAGUGAAACUGAACAACGUAAAUUUCUUCGAUUAAAUCAAGUGAAACGUGGAUCAAUCGAUGAAUUACAAUUUCAUGAAAAUAAACGUGCAAAAAGUUCACCAAAUGUAAAUAAUUUCGUAACAAAAAUGAAUACAUCAUAUGAAACAACAACAGGUGAUGAACUUGAUACUUCCCAACAAAAGAAAUCAGUUAUACGUCGUCGAAAACGAAGUAAAUCUCCUCGAAAACAAUUACCAUCUGAACUUCUCGAUGCAAUCAAAUUCGAUCUAGUAGAAUCUGGUGGUUUAGAUGAUAAUCAACUAAAAAUUAUUCCCUAUGAAAAUAUUAAAACAUCAUCUCAACCAAUGCGAAUUAGUAUUUCAUCAUAUUCAUCUCGACAACAAACACGUCGACGACGCUGUUCCUCUCCAUUCAAUCGUGCUGUUGUUCAUAGUGCAUCAAGUCAUGUGUUACAUUAUCCAGCUCAACCAAGUAUUGUUUGUAUUGCACAAGUUAAAUCAACAAAAGCCAGUAGUAUAACUAUAAAAACAGCAAAUUGUAUGUAG
Molecule: messenger RNA, 846 nt
Organism: Adineta steineri
Lineage: Eukaryota; Metazoa; Rotifera; Eurotatoria; Adinetida; Adinetidae
Source: the annotation of a GenBank genome assembly